GGUAUAUAUGCGUUUAUAAGCGCUGCCCAAAUCGAAUAGGGACAUUAUUCGUAUGAGGGAAAACAUAGAUCGCCCCACACAGGCUCCAUCUGGAUCUGAUUGAUUAAAUUAUUCUUAUUUUGUUUUCUUUCUUUUGAUUGUUUAUUCUCCCCUCGAUCUGAUAAAAAAAAACGAGAACUCGCAAUGGAAACGGCAACGAGGCGUGCGCGGUUGCCUUUACUGUUCCAUCCCUAAUUCUCUAUGUAUAUCUCUUUUUUUUUCCCCUUUGGAUCUGGCCUUUCGCAGGUUUUUUCUUCUCCAUUGCCGCGUUUCAUUCUCUCUCUCUCUUCUCUCUACUCCUCUCUGUUGUAUCUACUACCCCACUCUGCCUCUCACUCUCCUCUCCCCCUCCUUUCCUCCGUCAUCUGCGCGCCGCCAGAGAUCCGCGGAUUCAGUACGCUCGCGACGCUGGUCUGGGGUAGCAGCAAGACUUUGCCUAGCAGCUCACCUCAUAUCCAGCUCACCCAUUUUAUAUCCUUGGGUUUUUUUUUUCUUUUUCAUCAUCGAGUGGUCAUCUCCUUCCGUGCGUUCGUGACCAGUGACUCCGAAUUGCGUUUAACUUUAAGAGUGACCGCGAAUUUGUCGAUUCCGGAUAAUUUACUCCAUUCAAGUUCAACACAUCCCCUACCAGUGGUUUGAUCCGGAUAGGAUUCAUUUGAUUGAACUGAAUUGCGUUUUAAAGUGGUAGCCGUCAUUUUUGAUUCAGUGUUCCGCAAGCGGAGUGGCUGGAAUAGAAAAGGAAAACGCUGUAGAAUAGAGACGAUGGAACUGUGUUGCUGCGAGGCUCUCCAUCGGUCGUCGGUUGCGUGACUUUCGUGAGUGUUUCAGGUGUUUAUUGGUCAACUUUGCAGCUCGCACUCGUUACGCCAUGUUGUGUCCCGGAGCCAGGCGAUGAGAAAUGCGUGUCUCGCCCAACUUGCACCUCUUGGUGUGACGCCACUCUAGCCGCUGCUGAUAUGGCUCCUCUGCUGGCUCGUUGUACUCUGAAUCAGCACUCGUUAGUCUCGAUUGGCUCCGUGAUUUCGGGGGGUCCGUGUCGGCCGCUGUGCUGGUGAGUGUCGCUGUGACAUCGUCGACGUGGAAAUCGAAGAAAAGGCCAGACGAGAGAAAAGAGGAGAGAUGAGUUUGUCGGCACUCAAUCAAACGGCUCCUGUGUGGGCCUCGUCGGGCGCAAGCGGCAGCAGGGCCGGCUCGUCGAUGAUGCGAGCGGCCGCCACGGCGGCUGCUGCCGGCCUACAAUACGUGACGGCCAAUAUAAGCGACUCGCUGCCGCUGAGCUCCCAGAGGAUGACGGCCGGCAGCACCGGGCUGGGCUUCGAUGAUUUCACGGACGAAGGCUCUUCAUCCGUUUUGUUCAGCCAACAGCAGUGGACGUCUGGGAACAACACGACGGGCACAAUGGCGGAGGACGACUUCGUUCUCCCUUAUUCCUACCCGGAGAUGGUCCUGAUCGCCAUCGUGGCCGGCUUCCUCAGCUUCCUCACCGUGGCCGGCAACUGCAUGGUCAUGAUCUCGUUCAAGAUCGACAAACAGCUGCAGACCAUCUCCAAUUACUUUCUGUUCAGUCUGGCAGUCGCCGACUUUGCCAUCGGACUCAUCUCUAUGCCUUUGUUCACCGUCUACAUACUGGCCGGGCGGUGGCAGCUGGGACCUUACGUUUGCGACACUUGGCUCUCGUUGGAUUACCUCGCUUCCAACGCCUCGGUCCUCAAUCUACUCAUCAUCAGCUUCGACAGAUAUUUCUCGGUGACGCGGCCGCUCACAUACCGAGCUCGACGGACACCUCGUCGGGCCGGCGUCAUGAUUGCCGCUGCCUGGGUGAUCUCGCUCGUCCUCUGGCCUCCUUGGAUUUACGCCUGGCCCUACAUCGAAGGCGACCGCAAAGUUCCAGAAGAUAAAUGCUUCAUCCAGUUCAUCGAGACAAACAAUUACAUCACUUUUGGCACGGCCAUCGCCGCCUUUUAUGCUCCGGUGACGGUCAUGUGCGUCCUGUACUGGCGCGUCUGGCGGGAGACGGAGAAACGUCAAAAGGACCUGUCCAACCUGCAGGCCGGCAAGAAGAACGACAGUCACCGAUCGAAUUCCAGAAGUGGCGAGGAGCAGGCUGUCCUGAUGAAGGCCAACGACGAAGUCGACCACCACCUGAGGCCGGUCGGCGCGGCCACCGAUUGGCGCCGUUCGCGCUCCGAAUCCAGCGGCGCCGUCGACGACUUGGAGACCUCGUACGUGCCAGCUGCCGCUUGUUUGCCCGGACCACAUCGCAGACACUAUGCUGGAUCGUGGACCAGCUGGGCUUACUGGCGUCGCUGGAUGCGCUGGUCGACGUGGCAACACUGGAUGAGGAACCUGACCCGUCGCCAACCGCAGCGGCCGCGGAGGCGAGGCGACCGGACGGGCGGCGGCGGUGGGGACACGGAAUCCUACAGCGACGGCUCAAAUGUGGCGACGACGCCGGCCUCUAUCGAGACGCCCUUAGCUUCUUCCAUGUCGCGCGGCCCGUCCAUGAACAUCCGCGAUCCUUAUUCGUCGACGCCCACCCGAUACAAAGCGGCGGCGGCCGCCGCCGCCGCCAACGACCCACGACUGAUCGGCGUCGACAGGCGACGAACUCUGGUGGCCUCCAAGAGUCUGACGCAGGACCAUCACAACAAGCAGCUGGCCGACGGGCAGAUGUGCCCAUCGCCGUCGAUGGAUAACGACGAUGGAGACACGGACGGCGGCAAGCGCUCGCAUUCGGCCGAUUCCGUCUUCACGAUUUUGAUCCGCUUGCCGGCCGACAGCUCGGCCGACAAGGCCGAACACAAAGUCUCCAUCCGGAUGAUUCCGGCCAACAUUCCGCCUGCCGCUUCCCACCGCUCGCGGGCCAGCGGAUCGUCAACGGGCAGCGCCAACCAGCCGGCCGUUCGCUCCAGAUCAGUUCCUGUCGGCAACGAACAGCACGACGGCUACAACAACCGGAGCCGGCCGCCCGGAAGCGGUGGCAGCUCUGCCAGUCAGUACACCAGCAACCGGAGCCUGGCGGCCCGUCCGUCGGGCUCUCGCUCGGCCCAGUACAACGACUCGACCAGCAGUCUGCUGUGCGGGACCAAUCUCCACCUGCCCAACGCCCUGUCGCUGAGCAAGUUGACGGCCCUGGCCAAGCCCAACCACUUGCCGCUGCACAAGGGCAAACUCAAGAACCACCACGCCAGUCCGUGGGUGCCUCGCAGCUGCAUGCCCGUCGCCCAGUCGCCGCUCAUCGUCCGCUGCACGCGCUUCAACGGCGGCUCGUCCGGCACACCCGAUUCCGGCGACCGGACCCCGUCCGGCGCUCUGCCGAUGGACGCCAAGAUCGUGCCGAAACACCGGGCCGGUGGCGUCGGUCCUGCGGGUGGAAUCGCUGGCAGUCCGGCGGGGAGUCCGGCCGGCGCCCUGCAAACCGUUUCCGGCUCGGUGGCCAAUAAUUCCGGGACGGUGGGCAGCAGCGGGUUGCACCCGCCGAUCCGGCGUCCCAACCACAACGCCUACAGUCCGUCGGCGGCUGCUGCGGCUGCGGCGGCCAACAAGAAGGCCAACAAGAAGCCGAAGAAGAAGAACCAGGAGAAGCGGCAGGAGCGGAAGGCGGCCAAAACGCUGUCGGCCAUCUUGCUGGCCUUUAUCCUGACGUGGACGCCGUACAACGUCCUGACGCUGCUCAAGGCGCUGGCGCCGUGCGACAAGGACGACUGCUUCUCGUCCGAGCUGUGGAACUUCUCCUACUACCUCUGCUACAUCAACAGCACCAUCAACCCCGUCUGCUACGCCCUGUGCAACGCCUCCUUCCGGCGCACCUACGUCCGAAUCCUCACCUGCAAAUGGCACUCGCGCACCAAAACGGCCGUCCAGCGCGGCGUCUACAAUUGAAAAUGAAAAUAGGCGAAAAGAAAAACAAACAAACAAACCCGGUUCACAUCAUCAUCACUGAUGGCGAGAGAAAAUGAUGGAGACGGGCUCCUGCUGGUGAUGUGGCGUGUUAUACAGUUUUGUCAGCAGGCAAAUGUUAUAUCACGACCCGUGUUGGUUCCGCUUCUCCUAUUAUUCGCUCCGCUCCAUCUCUUGUCGCCUUGGUGCUUCUCCUUUUUUCUCCUAUCAGGGAUGUACACACAAAAUUAGAUAAAAAAAGACAAAACUAUACAACCAAACCCCCCCACCAUCAAAUACAAAAAACAAUUUCGAUGUGCAUGUGCAAAAAAAGAGAAAAAAAAGAAGAAGCGGAGACUCCGCGGUGCACGUUCUCGAGUGGAUCUUCUCUGUGAUCAUUCGCUUGGAGACACAUUGAUAGUCCAGCAUCAGCGCCAUCAUUGUCUCUCUGUCUAUAUUUAUAUGUAUCAUCCUUAUGUAUACAUAUACUCUCCUUCCGGUUUUUCCUUUUUUUUUCUUUUGGUCCCUUUUUUCCUGUUUUCUCAUUGGUCGGUGUAGUGAUCGUCAUAAUAUUUCCUUCGCUGGAGCUCAAAAACGCAACGGAGCACAAAAGGUUCCAAGUGUCGUCAAAAUAAAAGUCAAAAAAAGAAAAAAAAGAAAACAAAAAAGGACCGAUGAGAGUUGUAAUAAUAUAGAAUUAAUGAUAAUCAACUCCCCUCCCUGCCUCUCACCCCGCAGAAGAAGAAGAAGAAGACAAAUAUGACAUUGAUUACAAUCAGUACGUGAUCAGUGCGCUGAUAACGCACUUUCUCCUCCUGUAUGUUGUGUGUGUAUAUAGGAGAGGCUUGUAACCUAUUCCGCUUGUUUUCUACGUCAUUUGGCGCCUGCCGCUUUUGAAAAUGUCAAUCGAAAUCCUCCCCAUCGCUUGGUCCGUAUGCGAAAUGGGUGCGGAUUUGAGACGGACGUCAUCAGACGGACACGACAAGACCUUCCUCUCUCUCUUUUUCUUUUUUGGCCAAACAUUAGACAUUGCCCCGAUGUAAUCAUUUCGUCCUUAUUAGCUGCAGCGACCCGGCGGCCACACAUUCCUCUCCACUCGAAUGACACCGACGACCACGACCACGGCGGCAGCAGCAGCGCGCGCAGUCGCAACCCCAAACAGAAAUGCCCAGGUCCCGCGACUGGCAGAUUGGUUUUUCCCGUUGGUGUUUGCGUUGGAGUGAAGGGAGGAGCUCUACACAAUAAAUGCGUCAACAAAAGAAAUCGAAUCGGCGGAGAAGAAGAAGAAGAAGAAGAAGAAGAAGAGUAAUGGGUAAUCAAAACAAAUCUUUGCUCCCGCUCUUUUCGGUUCCUCGCGGCUGGCAGCGCAGGAGCUGCUCCUUCUCCGCUUCUAUAUCUAUACAAGUUCGGGAGAUAGACGAGAGCCUCUAGCCAGAGCCCAAGCCGAGCCAUCGGCAACCGUUUUCAUUUAUCACAGACAAACAAUCAAGUCGAUAACCUUCCUCUCUCUCUCCCCGGUUGUAACACAACAUUGGCUAUUCGGCUCGCGUUUGCUCUUGCUCGUCCCUCGUCAACAGCCGCGGGAGAGACAAGAGCCAACAAAGAGCAAAGAAAAAGAAAAAUUCCUUUUUUUCUUCUUCUUCUGUCGGAUCUGGCCGGCUCGAUCGUCUCCUCCGUUUUACCUCGAAACCUCUUCGUCUCUCUCUCUCUCCUCUCUCCUUUUUGGCUAACGCGUCCAAUCUUCCUUUAUUAUUAUCUUUUUUUUCUUCUUCUUCUUUUUUGGGUUGUUGUUGUUGUUGUUGUUGUUGUAUUUUAUUUGCGUGAGCUCGGCGGCCGAGAACUGAGCGGCGCUUUGAAACGUGUUUUUUUUUGUAUUAUUAUUAUUUUCUUUUUUCUUGUGUACAUUGGUGCUCAAAUCAAAUGACGUUCAAGAUCGGGAGAGAAGAGGAAAGACGGCUGUUUUUAGAGAUCACACUCCCGCAGAAAAAAACGGUGCCGGCGCGUCUGCGCUGUAGCGACACCGCAGAUGGCAGAGGCCAGUUGAGCAUUCGAGAGUCACUAUCGACCUAUACCAAACUCGUUAUAUCCCGCUCUGCUAUAUAUUAUAGCUAGCUCACAUCGUCCGUUUCUUUUUUCUUUAUUUUGGGCUGGCCCUCGACAAGUUUACUGGAUGAUUCCAUCUCUCUCCUUCUCAAUCUUUUUCUCCGCCGCUGUAUCGUUUGCUCUCUCUCGUUCUUCGUCCCGUAAUCACGCCGUCUCACGCGCAUUUAGAUAUCCACCUUUUAGCUUUUACACAUCCCCUCCAGCGAAUCAAUGUCCCCGCCCCUUUUUCGUCCAGUGGACUAGGCCGCGGACUGUUUGACACCACACCCAUUUUUUGGAUUUCUUCUUUCAUUUGUUGCUUGUUGUUCUUUGAUUUUUCCAAUUGACAGAAAUUCAAAUAUUUCGGACGCGCUUGUCACAAAGUCACAGAUUUAUUUUCCAAUCGUUUUUCUCUUUUCUGGAAAAGGCGCAAUUGAAGAGGAUAGAAUAACGAGAGACGUAUGACAUUUGAAUGAUUUGGGUAGACACACGCCCAUUCAUCAGCUGGGGGUUUGGCGACUCUGUGUUUCUUGCGUUUCCAUCUUCCCAUUUCUUAUCUUAUCGAGACUGGCAUUGUGUUGAAUCGUCAUCUAUCAUUUGAAAAGAAGAAAAGCUCCGCCCCUGUCCAUCUCUCCCACCUCCUUAUUAUUAUAUCCCGACCCGCCAUCAAAACGGAAACAAUAUAUUACAUCUCCUGUACAUUACAUGCAGCUAUUUGGGCGUUGGUUAUAUCUAUAUAUAUGUAUACAUGUAAACAUUAUUCUGAUGAUGCCGUCAUCUGUUUUCGUUUUCGACAUGUCGUGAUUGAUCGGAAAAAAAAAUCGGGUUACACGAU
Molecule: messenger RNA, 6835 nt
Organism: Daphnia pulex (common water flea)
Lineage: Eukaryota; Metazoa; Arthropoda; Branchiopoda; Diplostraca; Daphniidae
Product: muscarinic acetylcholine receptor DM1-like
Exons: 5
Coding region: 1159-3921 (920 amino acids)
Biological process (GO): G protein-coupled receptor signaling pathway, coupled to cyclic nucleotide second messenger; chemical synaptic transmission; adenylate cyclase-inhibiting G protein-coupled acetylcholine receptor signaling pathway
Cellular component (GO): dendrite; synapse; plasma membrane
Molecular function (GO): G protein-coupled acetylcholine receptor activity; G protein-coupled serotonin receptor activity
Source: RefSeq, a predicted model, not a curated record